Alligator mississippiensis (American alligator) is the source of this 984-nucleotide messenger RNA. Its product is annotated as olfactory receptor 10A7. The coding region runs from base 1 to 984 and encodes 327 amino acids. Lineage: Eukaryota; Metazoa; Chordata; Crocodylia; Alligatoridae. The transcript has a single exon. Gene Ontology annotation, biological process: G protein-coupled receptor signaling pathway. Gene Ontology annotation, molecular function: G protein-coupled receptor activity; olfactory receptor activity. Gene Ontology annotation, cellular component: membrane. The record is from RefSeq and is a predicted model, not a curated record.
AUGGAACACCCUGAAGAAGUGAAGAUGGGGAACGAGACCAUUGUUACUAGCUUUGUCCUCUUGGGAUUUUCUCACCUUGCCAACCUGCAGCUUUUACUCUUUGUGCUUAUUCUUCUGAUGUUCCUGGUCACCCUGACAGGGAACUGUCUCAUUGUUGUCAUCUCAGCCAUUGACCCUGCCCUGCACACCCCUAUGUACUAUUUUCUCAAGAACCUGGCCUUGAUUGAGAUCUUCUACAGCCUGUGCAUUGUCCCUAAUGUGCUGGUGAGUUUGCUGGUGGAGAGGAGAGUCACUUCUUUCACUGCCUGUUCCCUACAACUGAAUGUCAUCAUGCUGUUUGUCACCUCUGAGAGUUUUCUCUUAGCUGCCAUGGCAUAUGACAGGCAUGUGGCUAUUUGUCACCCCUUGCAGUAUACUACCAUCAUGAACAGGAGACACUGUUUUUGGAUGGUGAUUGUGUCUUGGAUUUCUGGUAUCCCAGUGAUGGUAGGAUUCACUGCUUGGUUGUUCAGCGUACCCUUUUGUGGGCCAAAUGAGAUUAAUCAUUUCUUUUGUGACAUUCCCCCAGUGCUGAAGCUGGUGUGUGCAGACACCUCCUUAUUUGAGCUGCUGAUUUUUAUAGUCAUUGUUCUAAUAGUGAUGAUCCCAUUUUCCUUGAUAACUGUCUCAUACCUCCGUAUCAUCCAUGCCGUCCUCCAUAUGCAGUCAGCAGAGGGACGACGUAAAGCCUUCUCUACCUGUGCAGCCCAUUUAGUGGUGGUGACUCUGUUCUAUAGCACAGCUGGUAUUGUUCACCUGCGCCCCAAAUCCAACCUCUCACCAGACAGUAAGAAGCUAGUGACUCUCUCUUAUACAGUGGUUACUCCCAUGCUGAACCCCAUUAUCUAUAGCCUGAGGAACAAAGAGGUUAAGGAAGGCCUGAGGAAAUCAUUUUGCAGAAGGGGGUUCACUGAGAGGCCAUCAGUUUCCCCUCUAGACAGGUGA